GGCCCGGCCAGCAGUUCAGCCAACCUUUUCCUCCGCGGCCAUGCCCCGGUCUCUGUUCCUGCCAUUGCUGCCCCUUCUGCUACUGCUACUGCUUCUACUUGAGGCCUCCAAAGCAGCCAGAGUGUCUCCAGUGCUAGCGUCCUCCAGGGUUGCUGCCACCUGCAAGGCCAAGGACCUGUGCCUGCUCGGGCCGCGCCCGUUGCCCCCUGCUCCGCCGGUCAAUGUUAGCCUCUAUUAUGAAUCCCUUUGUGGAGGUUGUCGAUACUUCCUGGUUCGAGAUCUGUUCCCGACCUGGUUGAUGGUUAUGGAAAUUAUCAACAUCACACUGGUGCCCUAUGGAAACGCGCAGGAAAGAAAUGUCAGCGGCACGUGGGAGUUCACGUGUCAGCAUGGGGAGCUGGAGUGUAGGCUGAACAAGGUGGAGGCCUGCCUGCUGGAUAAGCUGGAAAAGGAGGCAGCGUUGCUGACCAUCGUCUGUGUGGAGGAGAUGGACGACAUGGAGAAGAAACUAGGGCCCUGCCUGCAGGUGUAUGCACCAGAGGUGUCUCCAGACAGUAUCAUGGAGUGUGCCAUGGGGGAACGUGGCACGCAACUCAUGCAUGCCAAUGCUCAGCUCACCGAGGCCCUGCAACCACCCCAUGAGUAUGUACCCUGGGUCCUGGUCAAUGAGAAACCUCUGAAGGAUCCCAGCCAGCUCCUGAGCUCUGUCUGUCAAUUGUACCAGGGAGUAGAGAAACCAGACAUCUGCUCCUCCAUGGCCACCUCCCCCAGGGAGGUUUGCUAUAAGUGAAGGUCAUUGUCAUAAGAAAAACAAGAGCCCAGCUGCUCAGCUUUUUAAAAUCCAGAGCCCUCAAGAGAUACUGUCCAUCAACAAGCAAACUUGUAUGCAUCCCACAAGACAGACUCGAAACUCCUCCACAUGUUCAAGAAUCUUGCCUUGCUAUCGAAUGGUGCUAAAUUUAAAUUGAUUGAAUAAUUAGAUUGCUGUGCUUCAUUUUUCCUGGA
Phodopus roborovskii (desert hamster) is the source of this 1005-nucleotide messenger RNA. It is a transcript of the gene Ifi30, whose product is annotated as IFI30 lysosomal thiol reductase. Gene Ontology annotation, molecular function: oxidoreductase activity, acting on a sulfur group of donors, disulfide as acceptor. The record is from RefSeq and is a predicted model, not a curated record. Gene Ontology annotation, cellular component: lysosome. Lineage: Eukaryota; Metazoa; Chordata; Mammalia; Rodentia; Cricetidae. Bases 41 to 790 code for a protein of 249 amino acids. The transcript is spliced from 7 exons.